Molecule: messenger RNA, 1623 nt
Organism: Aspergillus terreus NIH2624
Lineage: Eukaryota; Fungi; Ascomycota; Eurotiomycetes; Eurotiales; Aspergillaceae
Exons: 2
Coding region: 1-1623 (540 amino acids)
Source: RefSeq, a predicted model, not a curated record
AUGUCUGACGCCAUUCACACUUAUACCGGUGUGUGGAUCAACUGGUCGGAUGGCUUGGUGCGAGGAGCCACCCUGACAUUAACCCAGCGCAAUGCAGGAGUCCUCACUGCGUUUCUGGCCAUCUUAGUCUCCUUUUCAGGGACCAUGUUUUGGAGUAUUCUGAGCUUUACCAUCCACCAGGCUUACACUACGGAUCCCAGCCAGGGCCAAGAUGCGCUACACGCCCAGCGCCAGGUGAUUAUACGCAACAAGGGCGCCGGCGCUGCCGCCUGGGCGCUGAUAAAACUGCCCUUUGCAAUCGGCCACACUCCGUCCAGAGCGAAGGCUAUGGGGCGGUCGUUGCCUUUGGCGGCCCUGGCAAUCCUCAACAUCCUCCUCUUUGGCGCGUCGGGUCUCCUCACUAGUUACAUCACCAAGGCGGCCGGCAACUCGGUAAUUGUUCUUGGUCCGAGCUGCGGUGGGUUCGAAUUCAAUGCCACGGACACGGGGGGAAGUUACACUUCGAAGAACCUGCUGGACACAUACGACGCGGCCACAUAUGCGCAUCAAUGCUACCAAGGCAAUGCCUCCGGCUUCGCUUGCACGCCACACGUGAGCCAAAGUCUACCGUUUACGACGAACCCAAACGCGUCCUGCCCGUAUGCUGCGGAUCUGUGCGCGUACAACGGCCAUUCGGCGUUCCAGAUGGACACAGGGUUGCUCGAUUCGGCCGAACACUUUGGCAUCAACGCUCCGCCGAGUCACAGAAUCAAAUUCCGACGAGUGGCCACCUGUGCGCCAAUUAAACAUGGCUCCAACCUGGCGGCGCUUCAGAACGACUCGGACACGGGCGAAACUGUAUACAUCUAUGCUGGGGGCCAGUACUUCAUGGGCACUGAAUUUGCGAAUUACACCUUUCGUCAUUCGCCAAUUCCACGAAUUAACAGAGUCGGCUACACGCUGAGUGCCCUCUUCGCUAAAUCUGAUCCGUCCGGAGCACUGGCGGCGACUGGGUCUCAGUCAUGGAUACCAGACCCUCGCAUCAAUCAGACUGACGGCGACAUCACGAUCAUGAUGCUCGGCCAAAAUUCCAUUGGCUAUUUGCAGCCCAGCUAUGACCCUUGGAUCACCGCCCUCAUUGCAUAUAAUGGCAGCGUGUCAGGUACUAACUUCAGUGAGCCCAUGUGGCUUGCGAGCACCGAAGUGAGCCUUAUGGUGUGCGUCGACCAGUACCAAGUCUGUAACCCCAAUAAACCCGGCAAUUCGGGCUGCAGCAAGCUUGGAGGCCUCAUGAGUGCUUCAACAGAUGCCUUUGACAACUAUCAAGCCCUGGGAUGGAACCUUCCACAAGUCUAUACCAUCUCGCGGCUCCUGGGCGGGAGCACUGACAGAAGCAUGUUUUCUGUUGUCGAUGGUCGAAGCGGAGCAGCUUUGAACGGUAUCAACCCUGACCUGUCUCUUAAUCUGUGGUUUCAAACUAACUGGUCAUUCUGUCUCAGCAUCCAUGAUGGCCUACGAAAAUAUUCAGUACUAUCUCCCUCCGACCCAAUGGCAGAGCGAGGUCUCCAUCUGGUUUUCGACAGCUCUGGCGAAGGAUCAGGCUUGGGCGGUCGAAUGGGCUACUGCCCCGAAAAACCUCCCUAA